Molecule: messenger RNA, 1656 nt
Organism: Medicago truncatula (barrel medic)
Lineage: Eukaryota; Viridiplantae; Streptophyta; Magnoliopsida; Fabales; Fabaceae
Product: transcription factor bHLH68
Exons: 9
Coding region: 286-1257 (323 amino acids)
Biological process (GO): regulation of transcription by RNA polymerase II
Cellular component (GO): nucleus
Molecular function (GO): DNA-binding transcription factor activity, RNA polymerase II-specific; RNA polymerase II cis-regulatory region sequence-specific DNA binding; protein dimerization activity
Source: RefSeq, a predicted model, not a curated record
AGUAAAGCAAUAAAGAAAGGAAGAAAAGAUAGUAAACAAAGACAAAAGGUUCUCAAAACUCCAUGAUUAUUAUUCAAACUCUUUCAAAAAUAAGUCCAACCAAAGGGUGUGGUGCUUCCCCUACUUAAUCAACCUCAAUAAGACCUCUCAAAGUUUCUACAAAGACAUUGUUUAGGCAAGAACAUCAAGAAAGAAAGGGAGAAAAGAGAAAGGAAAAAAAUCUCUAUUUUUAUCCUUCUUCUUCCUUUAAAACAAAAUUCAUAAAGGGUUGAAUAAGCUAUAGGCAUGAAUAGAGGUGUUGUUCAAAGCUCUCCAGUGCAACAAAUGAUGGCUAGUAACCCUAAUUGGUGGAACAUCAAUAACAUGAGGCCACCAUCUCCACAACCUCCUCCUUUAUUUUCAUCUCCUUCUAACUUUCUCAACCCUAAUUAUGCACCAACUUCAUCUUUUCUUCCUUUUUCUUCAUGGCAUGAAAAUCAUCAAGAGCUUCCCGAACCAUGGAGUCAACAACUCAUGGGUGGAAUUGUGGGGGAGGAAGAUAAGAUUGGUAUGAACCAAUUUCAAAAUCAAAUGCUAAUAAGUCAAGCUCCAAAUGCUUCUCUUGUUGAUGUUAAACAAGAAAACUCAGGAAAUAGCUAUGCAUAUGGACAUGGAAAUGAAGAACUUAAUUCAUGUGUGACAAGUUUCAACAACAACAACAACAUGUUGGAUUUCACUAACAACAAUAGUAAUAUAGAUGUGAGGCAUCCACCACUAGAUCGAUCUUCUGAGUGUAACAGCACUGCAUCUGGUGGGGCAAUGAAAAAAGCUAGGGUUCAACAAUCUACAACUCAAGCUACUUUCAAGGUUAGGAAGGAGAAGUUAGGUGACAGAAUUACUGCACUUCAUCAGAUUGUUUCCCCAUUUGGAAAGACUGACACAGCCUCUGUCUUGUUAGAAGCUAUUGGUUACAUCAGAUUCCUUCAGAGUCAAAUUGAGGCUCUUAGCUUACCAUACUUGAGCAAUGGAUCAGGAAAUACAAGGCAGCCACAAUCAAUUCAAGGAGAGAAUAAUUGUUUAUUCCCUGAAGACCCUGGUCAGCUCCUAAAUGAAAAUGGCUUGAAGAGGAAAGCAGCUGAAGAGGUUUCUCAAGAAGAACCAAAGAAGGACCUAAAGAGUAGAGGUUUGUGUCUUGUUCCAGUGUCAUGUACACUACAAGUUGGGAAUGACAAUGGAGCUGAUUAUUGGGCACCUGCCCUAGGAGGAGGCUUUCGGUAGAGACCAAAUUUAAAUUAUUAAUGGGGCAGCAUAUAUAGAUAUUAAUAUAUGCUUUAGUAAAAAAAAAAAUAUAUUAAUAUAUUCUAGCAUGCAUAUAGGUAAUUAAAUUCAUGGAAAUUGAUAUAAUAUCAUGAGCAGUCAAUCUGCUCAAAAACCUACCAAGGCUGAUUGCUCAUGAUGCUAUACUUCAUUAUUCCUGAAUAAAAUGUAUGCUAGAUAAGCCAUGAUGAACUAGUAUUUGCAAGCCCUAAUUACCAAUACUUUUUUAUUAAUUCAAGUGAAAUCAAGCUAAUUACUUUAUUUUCAUUAGCAAAAUAUUUAAGAUGGUGGUAAUAUUAAUGUGCUAUAUUAUGUAUAUGCAAUAUUUGUAUUAAUCAUUUAAUUGCUGUUUUUUUGGAA